Drosophila kikkawai is the source of this 6887-nucleotide messenger RNA. RefSeq lists its product as uncharacterized. Gene Ontology annotation, biological process: regulation of transcription by RNA polymerase II. Gene Ontology annotation, cellular component: nucleus. The record is from RefSeq and is a predicted model, not a curated record. Gene Ontology annotation, molecular function: RNA polymerase II cis-regulatory region sequence-specific DNA binding; DNA-binding transcription factor activity, RNA polymerase II-specific. NCBI's taxonomy places the organism in Eukaryota, Metazoa, Arthropoda, Insecta, Diptera, Drosophilidae.
CCGGACUUGUUUAUUGUCCAGAAACUACUAACUAAGCCCAAAAUUCCGUCGCUCAAAAAACGUUAGUCGCCGUCAAAAAACGCUAAUUUACUGCUAAACUAACAAUUAGUCGGUUUCACCGGAGGGCUUUUCGUGGAAAACACAGUUCGCGCAGCGGCGGGCGCGUGGAAAGCGGACGGGGAAAACGUUUUUUCGUACGCAGCAGUGGAAGUGAGCGCGCGUGUGUGUGUACGUGCCACAGAAAGUUGCAAGCGAAAGGCUCUAAAUAGUGCACGUUAAAUUGUUGUUAAUACUUCAUGUGCUCGCUUUAUGCAAUAACAAAUCCCCACAAGUGUCCAUGCGAAGGCGGAAAAAUGUGAAAAAGCCAAUGGGAAUUUCUCAAUGUUGUCAAUAUUCAGCGAGAGCGACGUACGAAAAGUCAAAAGCAAAGGAGAGGAGAAUGGAAUAACACAAGAAAAGAGCUGGGCCACGGGGAAGCAAGAAGAAACGCGAAGCACGGGCUAAAGAAAAAUCGAAAUAAUAAAAAACACGCACACAAGCGCCUGGCCGUGUGUGUGUGCAUGUGUGAGCGAGUGAGAAUCUGUGCGCGCGUGUUUGUGUGUGUGAGAGAGUGAAACGUAUAAAUAAAAUUCAGCCAAAUGCAGAAACCAACAACAAAAUGGAUAACAAAACUACACAGUUGGAUUUUAAAUUACUGGUUGAUCAGUCACUAAAUCUACUGGACAGCCUCAACACGGCAUUGCGGUGCGAUGCUAUUCAAUUCUUGCUGCAGACUCUCAAGUGCAAAUAUCCGGAGGCCUGCGACCAAGUCGUCAGGAAUCUGUUCAGUCACAUAGCCGCAGCCAAUGACAGCGGCGGAGGUGGCGGCGGGGCUCAGCAGCAGGAGCUAGCGAGGACGAAGCAGCUGCAGCUGCUGCUGACCGCCAAGAAGGAGAAGACGGAACCGGGAACGGGAGGGGAGGCGAAGAUCAAGCGCGAGAACGACGACGAUGAGGCUGGAUCGACGGAUCUGAACCAGAACUUUGAGAAGAUCCUCUGCAAGGAGGAGUUCCUGUGCCUCGAGGAGGAGGAAGAGGAUUUCCUUGACGAUGCUGACACCCAAAACUCGUCUUCCCUGCAAUUCAAUGCUGGUAACAAUGUGGACGCCCUGGCCCUAGGCCCCGGCGACCCGCUGGACCUGAUCCACACGGGGAAUUCCCUGUUGGUCAAGCGGAAGUAUGCUGCUACCUUCGAGGACGAGAACCAGCUGGCCGAGGAUGCUAACAGCAAUAGUAGCGACGGCAAGCUGGUUAAGAGGAAGCGCACCAACAACAUGCACCUGACCGUGACGAGUGUGCGGCGGAAAGAGGCACGCUCCCGGCUGGGAGAGGGGUACAUCUUCCACGAGGACAGCCAGUACACGAUGCGCUAUCACCACAGCACCGGCGAGUUCAGUGAGCGGGCCUUCAAGGCCCAGUUCCGAGCUUUGCUGCGCAUGGCGCUCAGCCAGCACCACAAGCCGUUCCUGCGGCAGUUCUACGAGAACUUUGUGGUAAACGGGCGCCUGUUGGGUACCACGCCCUCGGCGAGAGUGCUCAAGGAGCUGCGCGAGCAGCGGCUAGAGGAAUGGCGUCGUCAUCGGGAGCGCCGUCAGCUGGUCAGCAUGAUGAAGCAGAGUGAGCAGAAGUUAGAGGAGAUCCAGCAGGAGCAGCAGCGGGAGGAAGUUCAGCACCAUCAGCUGGAAGAGAUGCAGCAGCAGCAGCUGGAAGAGAUUCAACGGCAGCAUCAGUUGCCGGCCAUCUCGUUUGGCGACUCCGAGCUGGAGUCGGAAACGGAAUCGCAGCUGUCGUCGGCUGCUCAAGAGAUUAUGAAGUUUGAGGAGUUCAUUGACGAGGGUGUAGGCGCGGGACGUCUGAUUGAUGGUCUGGAAAUGGAGCUUGAGACCGAUGACAUGUUAGCUGGCGCCGGCAGUGUCCUGGACAGCGUGAACAGCGCUAGCGGGCACAGCAGCAACAGCAGCAGCAGCGGGAGUGGGAGCGGCGCUAAUGGGAAUGGCAUCAGCAGCGGGGUGAUCCUGGAGAACAAUAGUCAUCAUUCGCAUCACCUAAGUAGCAGCAGCAGCGCAAAUAUUGUGAUCAACGGCCUUACGUCAAGCAAUAGUAUCAGCAACAACAAUAAUAAUAAUAAUAACAACAAUAAUGGCAGCAUGCAUUGUCCGCAAUUAACGCUGCAGACGCAGGAUCAGGCGGGAGCGUCUUUGAAGCCGUCGCACCACUUGCCCAUGCCCAUGUCAUUGGAACACAGGGAUGCGAAGGGCAGCCAGGUCCUUGGCAAUGCCAAUGUGAUCAUGCCAAGCGGCAGCUCCGGUCACGCCAGCGAGAUUCAGCUGCACCAGCAGCAAAACCACUACAACUCAAGCAAUAAUCCCCUAAGCAUGAUGGGUGGAAUGAUGCACCAACAGCAGCAGCAGCAUGUGAGCAUGCAACACCAACAACAGCAUCAGCAGCAUCAGAUGAUGCCGGGGCAGGGGUUUCCCCAGCAUGGAACUUCCAUGAUGGUCAACCGUCAAAUGCCCGCUCUGGCUGCUUUGUCGAAUCUGGGCGACACUCCUCCUAUCGGCAGCCAGUUAAACUCCUCCCUGGAGCUGGACGACAACGACCUGUCGGGCGACGAGGAUGACGACGACCUGGAGCAUGAUCUGGACGAGCUGGAAGCGGCCAAGCAGCAGCUGAUUGAUGGCGGCAGCAGCAGUAGCACCUCCUUGCAGGCGCCGCCAUCGCAACACGGCAGCGGCAGUGGGGGCAGCGGAGGCCAGACGCCCGGCAGCAAGAAGAACAAGCCCAGCUACAAUUGCCUGCUGUGUCCCAAGUCGUAUCGCAAGAGGAAAUCCCUGCUUGACCACUACAAGAUGCAUCCUGGUUUCUGUCACGAUUGCGGACAGCCCAACGGAAAUACGUUAGAGGAAGUAAUCCUCCACAACAGGACGAUGCAUGUAAAGGAGUUUCCUUUCGUGUGCGAGACUUGCGGAGAGUCGUACUCGCGAAAGCAGCAGUUCCACGCCCACGUGGAGUCGCACAACAAGAAGGAAAUCAAAACAUUUCCCUGCGGAGAAUGCGGGUUGAAAUUUCCGCAGAAGAAGCUACAGCAGCACUUCGAGGAGACGGGCCACAAGGCCGACGGGGCCAUUUGCGAAGUGUGCGGCGAGGAGUUCCAGUCGAAGAACGCCCUAUACCAGCACAUCAUUCGCGUUCACAAGCGCGACAACUUUUUCGAGUGCCACAUUUGCCAUAACCGCUUCACGCUAAAGGCGAACCUGGAGCGUCACGUGCAGCUGCACACCGAGGUUAAACGGCCCUACGUGUGCGACCUGUGCGGCUCGUCCUACUACACAUAUCCCGCGCUCAAGGAGCACUAUAGCAAUGCCCAUGUCGAUGUCUCCGAGUGCAAGUGUACGCUGUGCGGCAAGCGCUUCGGAUCGGCCAAGUCGCUCCAAAGGCACCUGCCAUCGCACUCGGAGGAGCGUCCGCACUGUUGCAACUAUUGCGAUCAGACCUUCAAGUGGAAAACGCAUCUGGUGCGCCACAAGCAGACGACGCACGGAAACGAGCCGCCGCCUCCGAAGAAGGGAAAGCAGCGCUUCCCCAAGGCAAACGAAGAAGCAGAAAUGGCUUCCCUGCCGGAUAUGCCUGGACCGCCGCCUGUAAAGGCCAGCAAAAAGGCGGUGACGAGUAAGGCGAAAGCGCAAGCGGCAGUCGCCGCGGGAGGAACCUCCCAGUUGCAGCAUCAGCAGAAGGGCGUUGCAGCCACGCCGACGCCACCGCCGCCGGUGUCCACGACACCGGGAUGCAUGCAACAAGAUCAGUUUAAUGCGGCCAUGGUCAGCAGCAAUAGCUCGCAGUCCUCCACGGCGUCCACAUCGCAGCACUCGGUGUCGACGAGUGAAUCUCAGCAGAAUUCCAUAUACAAUCAGAGCUUUAAUGCGGAGAAACUGCAGGCGGGACAACAGCAGCAGCAGCAACAACAACAGCAGCAGAGUGCCUUGCACCAGCAACAUCCAACGCCGCCGCCGCAAUCACAACAACAGCAGCAGCAGCAGCAACAUCCAACGCCACCGCAGCCGCGAGUGGCAUCCGCAGAAUUGCAUCUGCAGCGCAUGAACAGCUUUGGGCAGGAUGGGCAAUUUCACUUCGAGGCUAGUCCAGCAGCUGGUGGCUAUCAGCAGCAUCAGCUGAUCAGCCAGUAUCAGCAGCAACAGCAGCAGCCUCAAACUCAGCAGCAGCAGCAGCAACAUCAUCUCGCCCAGCAGCAGCAACAACACCUGAGGAGCCACACCCCACAGAGCCCCCAUCCGCCGCACCCCUCGCAGCUGCAACAGCAGCAGGCACAACCGCACUUCAGCUCCCCCCACCAUAUGCCGCCUAUGCACCACCAGCACCAGCUAAUGAUGCAGCAGCAGCACCGCCACAACCAGCGGUCGCCGCUGCACCAUCACCCGGCGGCCCAACAAUUGCAGCAGCAGCAUCAACAACCGUCGCAUUCCCCCCAGCAUGCGAGACUUCAGUCGCCACAACCUGCUCCAGUACAACAACAGCAACAGCAAUUCCUGCAGCAACAGGCCUCUGACUCCUGGGGCAACAUGAACUUUGGCAAUCCACCAAACAACCAGCAAGUGGAGCUCAAGGAUAACAAAUUCUAUAUCGUAGACUCGGCAGAGUUCCUAGGGCUUCCAAUGAAUGUGCCGCCAGCGCAGCAGCAGCAACAGCAGGCUGUAAGCAAACCGCAGCAACAACAGCCGCAACAGCCACAGCAGCAACAGCAAGAUCCAGCCCUCGCUGGAGACCUGAUGAGCUUCCAGCAUAUGUGGCCGGCGCCUGGGUUUAGCCAAAAUCCUCAGCAGCAACAGAACCCACAGCAGCAGCAACAAGCAGCGCAGCAACAACAACAACAACAGCAGCAGCAGCAACAGCCCCAGGGUCCUGCAAAUCCUAGUGAUCCACACAACUACAACAAUAUCGGCAGCAUACUCACGAAUCUCAUUGACACAAAUCCCGCGCCAAUGGAGUACAACUUUGACCUGAUGCAGCAGCAGCAAGCGCCGACACCCCAACAGCAGCAGCAGCAGCAGCAACAGCAGGCGGCGCAGCAGCAACAUCACGCUGCCGGGAGCUAUACGAGUGGCUUAAUGCGCAGUGGAAGCAACGUUUACGGAGGUGCUUACGAGCAGCAUCUCAGUGACCAGCUUGUUAGCGAGCAACAGAAGCAGCAGAACAGCUUUCAGCCUUACCACCCACAUGGCCUGCAGGCGCAGCAGCAGUCGCCAUUGCAUCCGCAUCUGCUGCCACCGCCAGCGCCGCACGGAAGCGUCUAUGACCGCACGGGAGUUGGCGUCGGAGUUGGAGUCGGAGUAGGCUAUUCCAUGCUGGGAGAUGAGUCUAAGGCGGUGCUGCCGCCGAUGAUGGGCGGCAUGAUGCAGCAAUUGCCACCGCAUGGCCAGCAACCGGACUUAAUAUACUACCCAGUGAAGAAUGAUUGACAGUCGAAGCACCAUCAACAGCAAGCUCAGCAGCCGAAUCACCAUCACCACCACCGCUGGUGGACAGAGCCAGCCAAGAGAGGCGAUGUUUUUCAUUGAAGAAACAGACAGAAACAGGAAACGGAAAGCGGAACAAGUUCGUUUAGAUUGUAAGUGUAGGGGAAAUAGUGUGGAGUAUGCGGGGACUCGAGGAGUUGUAUGUAGAUAGGGCAAUCCACACACAUGUUUUUUUGAAAUUAAGAGCAAUAACAUAAAGAUUAGAGCGGCAGAAGAGCUCAGAAUUUUAAAUCCGACCGGCGCUAUGAUACGUGUAUAAAAUGUAAUCAUUUACAGAGAAUACAUCAAAUAAAUAGAAGCAUGUAUACAUAACUAAAGGCAGACAUAUACAUAGUAGCAUCUAAGCAAGGCAAAGUAAAACCUAAAUUAAACAUACAAAUAGUAAACGUAUAUAUAUAUAUUUGAAUAUAUAUAUAAAUUAUAUGAAACAUAUAAAUUAACCUUAAGAAACUACUAACAAUAACGCAGACCACAAGCAACUUUCGAACAAAUUUUAUGCUUAUUUAACAUUUUACCAUACGAGUUAUAUGCACACAAAUACGUACGUGUUGAUGUAUAAUCAAAACAAUCCAACAUUAUAUUCAUACAUAUGAUAUCUACGGAGACCACGACCGCGAGAGACCCUUAUAUAUUGUAGAUGAUUGAUUGAGUUGAGCGUGGAUCCCCGGUCAGGCAUCACAAACAAUAACAUUAACAAUACAAAAGUACACGACGCUUCGAGCCCGGGCCCAGCGCCACACAAAGUUGUAACCAUAUCAUGAGGCCCCUCCCCUUCCCCCUAUAAUUAAUUGUAUUCUCGAUAGUGCUUGUUAUUUUCUAUUUAGUUAACGAAUUGAUUAUGCUACGGAGCCUUUCUGCUGAGCCACACUUUUGUUAGAUUAGUGCCUAAGUCUAGUUGAUAUCCCCAUGUAUACCCCCGACAUCUUGUGGCUUUUUACACCCAAACCUUGUACAUCUUUAAAGCAUUUCCGAUUAUUUUUUUCUCCCGAGCUCCCACAAUUCUACUUGCGAUUAUUUACACUUUUUAACGAAUUUCCUUAAAAUUCAAGACGGGCCCCAAACAAAACAUUUAAGUUAAUCACAGAGUUGUUCUUGUUUUACCAAUUAUUCAAAUUCAACUUAAGAAUUGUAUAUUUAAGUGAAAGUUUAAAACGUUAAAUGUGUAAGGAUACUUUUAUGGACAACAAAAAAUAAAACAAAACAAAAAAAAAUGAAACCAACAACAAACUUCACUAAAUUAGGUUUGUAUUCUGGAUACAAAAAAUAAAAAACAAAAAUAAGCAAAACGGACAUUAAAAAGAGCAAACACAAUAUAAAA